UAAUUACCUAUUUACCUACCGUCUACCCUACCGAAAUAAAAGACCGUUUUUUUCUAGCCGGUAGAUGGCGAGAAACGAAACAACUGACAGAAAUUCAGCAAAAUGUCAGAUUUUAAUCAUAAACAUGAAAAGGUGCUGACAGGACUAGUCUUUCUUCAAGAUGCUGCUUCUAGAAGUUCUCAGCUUACUAAUGGAAUGGUCAAUAUUUUGACUUCAUUUGAUGAAAGGCUUGCGAGACUUGAAAAGACCAUUUUACCAGUCUACAAUGAGACAAAAAAUUUGCAACAGAAACAAGAAAACAUUGAUAAAACAUUAGCCUCUUUGGAUCAUGUCAUUAGCUAUUACAGUGUCAGCAAGGAAGUUGAGCCUGUCAUAAAAGAGAGCCCUUCAAGUCAGGGUCUAGAAAUUUUUCUCCAAUCCCUCGGUCGAUUGCAAGAAGCUAUGCAUUUCUUUGAGAGAAAUAAUCCACAGAGUGUGGAGUUAGAAAAUGUUAUGAGCCUAUUUGAAACUGGCAAAGAUAAUAUUAUCAGCGAAUUUAAAGAACACCUAGCAAAACAUAGUCAAACCAUUCCUGCUACAGCACUUUUGGAAGCUCUAGCAAAUGAUGAAGAGGAGAUAAGUAUAAAUCACUUCUCUGCAGAUGUGAAAGACAAUUUGAUGCAAAUAGCUGAUUGGCUUGUAACUCACAAUGAAGAUGACUUCAUGAAUGUUUACGCUCGGUUUCGCGCAAAUACUGUGCAGAAAACCCUUCUUGGCCUUCGUGAUCAUUUGAGAAGUUCAUCUACUGGGGUAUCGAGUCACCAAGGCGUGAGUCCCGUAGCUGCCAUGUCGGGAACGGCUACAUUGCUGGCAAAAUCAGGUGUCAAAGCCAGUUAUGACACUCCAAGUAGAAAGACAUCUAAGAAACUACAGCAAAUGCUUGAGCGCAAGGCCAACCAAAUGCUUUUGAAAGCUUCUCAAACGUUGGAAAGCUCUACAGGACUGGCUUUGGGCCCCAGGAGAAGCGCUGCGGACAGUAUAAAAGAAGAUGCUGUCGAAGAACACGAAAUCGAAUCGUUCUUAACCGAAUUCACGGCACUUUUGCGACUACUGCAGAGUGAACUGAGACUUAUGUUGGGUAUUGUCCCUUUGCCGCAUCAAAAAGCUGUUCUGUCUAUCAUUCUCAGAGACGCAUUGGAAAUGAUCUGUCACGAUGCCGAGAGCUUAAGCGGCCGAGCGCGCCGAAGUGUUUCUCGUCAAGAGUUCGGUCCCGUUUUGCUUCUUUUUCCUGCCUUACGCCAUUUAGUGUGUUUUAAAGGCGACUGUGAUAAAUUGCUGGAAGGAUGCGAUUCUUCUGUUCGCACACGAUUUUACGCAAUGGUUAAUAAUCUCCAUACAACCUGCGGCAAGGCCCUUGAAGACUUUGCAGAAUCUGUGCGUUCUGAAUCUGCAGCUCCAUUGCCUAGAGAUGGCACGGUCUAUGAAAUGACGAGCAAUGUCGUUCUUUUUCUCGGCCAGUUGACUGAUUUGUCUGACACAGUCGGUCCGCUUCUCGCCCAAGAUCAAAGUUAUUCCAACGCAUUGGUACACACUCAACCCUGGCCGAAACCUCAGAGAAACAAAGCUUUACUAGGACUUUAUAUCAAAAAAGUGUUGGUUCAACUAAAUUUAACUUUAGUUACUAAAAGCGAUGCGUACAGCGAUUCUUCUUUGCGCUAUAUUUUUCGAUUAAAUAACAGCCACUAUUUGUUAAGCGCACUACAGCGUAGUGGCCUACUAGACCUGUUGAAGGUUGUGGAACCAGAAUGCGAGCCGAUUUACCGAGAAAUGAUCAACGAACAGAAGAGGCUUUAUUCUCAAAGUUGGAACAAGGUCUUAGCCCCAAUAUGGAAUUCGGAAGAUGUUCCAGCAUCUGUACUUCUUUCCGGCAGGUUACGGGAAAAGGAUAAAGCUUUAAUUAAAGAAAAGUUCUCGACCCUUAACAAGGAGUUUGAAGAAUUGUCCAGAGAGCAACGAGGUUAUUCAGUGCCAGACGUUGAGCUUCGCGAGAGUCUGAAGCGUGAUAACAAAGAGUACAUCCUGCCGAAGUAUCAGGCUUUCUAUGACAAGUACAGCAACGCGCAGUUCAGCAAACACAGUGAAAAAUACAUCAAGUACUCACCGGCCCAAAUUUCAUCGGUAAUCGAUACAUUUUUCGACGUUGCUGCAUGAUGAUCAAAACGAUCAAGGUUAACAAAAAAUCAUCCUGAUUGUAUUUUCAACACCAAAUUUAAAUUUAUUAAAAAAUGAAAUUACAA
Messenger RNA from Daphnia pulex (common water flea), 2276 nucleotides. RefSeq names its product exocyst complex component 7-like (gene Exo70). The coding region runs from base 103 to 2190 and encodes 695 amino acids. Gene Ontology annotation, biological process: exocytosis. Lineage: Eukaryota; Metazoa; Arthropoda; Branchiopoda; Diplostraca; Daphniidae. The transcript is spliced from 14 exons. The record is from RefSeq and is a predicted model, not a curated record. Gene Ontology annotation, molecular function: phosphatidylinositol-4,5-bisphosphate binding. Gene Ontology annotation, cellular component: exocyst.